Molecule: messenger RNA, 3068 nt
Organism: Neomonachus schauinslandi (Hawaiian monk seal)
Lineage: Eukaryota; Metazoa; Chordata; Mammalia; Carnivora; Phocidae
Gene: CAVIN3
Product: caveolae associated protein 3
Exons: 2
Coding region: 74-859 (261 amino acids)
Cellular component (GO): cytoplasm; caveola
Molecular function (GO): protein kinase C binding
Source: RefSeq, a predicted model, not a curated record
GCCGGGGAAAGGAGGCCCCAGCCCAGAGUGCAGCCAGCGGCCGCAGGGAGAGCAGGCAGCGCGGUCGGGGAUCAUGGGGGAGAGCGCGCUGGAUCCGGGGCCUGUGUCCGCAGCGCCGGCGGGGGGCCCGGUGCACGCCCUGACGGUGGUGACCCUGUUGGAGAAGCUGGCCACCAUGCUGGAGGCGCUGCGGGAGCGGCAGGGGGGCCUGGCUCGGAGGCAGGGCGGCCUAGCGGGCUCGGUGCGCCGCAUCCAGAGCGGCCUGGGCGCGCUGAGCCGCAGUCACGACACGACGAGCAACACGCUGGCGCAGCUGCUAGCCAAGGCGGAGCGCGUGGGCUCGCACGCGGAUGCUGCGCAGGAGCGCGCCGUGCGCCGCGCCGCCCAGGUGCAGCGGCUGGAGGCAAACCACGGGCUGCUGGUGGCGCGCGGGAAGCUCCACGUCCUGCUCUUCAAGGAGGAGGCUGAAAUCCCAGCCAGCGCCUUCCAGAAGGCGCCUGAGCCCCUAGGCCCAGCGGACCAGUCCGAGCUCGGCCCAGAGCAGCCCGAGGCCGAAGUUGAGGAGAGCUCGGACGAGGAGCCGGUGGAGUCCAGGGCCCGGCGGCUGCGGCGCACCGGGUUGCAGAAGGUACAGAGCCUGCGGAGGGCCCUGUCUGGCCGGAAAGGCCCUGGAGCACCAACGCCCACGCCGGUCAAGCCACCGCGCCUCGGGCCUGGCCGGAGCACUGAUGGCCAGCCGGAAGCCCGGCCUGCGCUGGAGCCCAAGCCGGAAUCAGAACCUCCACAGGACACCGAGGAAGACCCCGGGAGGCCUGCGGCUGCCGAAGCCGCGGUGCUGCAAAUAGAGAGUGCGGCCUAAGGGCUGGCGCUGCCUGCCUUUCCUGUGCCUGGUCCCAAAAUAAAUCUCCCUCUCAGAAUGCAGCAUUCACGCCCAAAUAAGGAGUGAAUCCUGCACCCACAGCCCAGCUCUGGCCUUUCCCAGCUCCUUCAGGCUAGCGUGUGUCCCCUGAAAGGAGCAGCCUCUUGCACCUGCUUGCACUCACCGUCAAUAAAAGUCAUGCCACCUAAUCCGGACUCCAUGUGAAGGGGUGGGAGGAAAAGGCUUGCAAGGCCUAAGAUAGAUGUUAGAACCUGGAAUGUGGUUUCAGUUUCAAAAAGAGCACUGUGUCAUUUCUCAGAUUCCCAGUGAAUCUUGGGCUCUGAUUAGUGGCACAUAGAAAUACCCUGGUGGCCACUUGUGUCUGGAGCACUUUACUCACAGAGAAGCAUCCAGUAUAGUCUCUUGCUGUCGGUGCUCAGUAAAUGUCAACAGGUGGUUUUCCUCUUAGUUUCUCCUUCCUCUUCCACCUCUUAAUGGGUUUUCCUCUGUUCUCAGCCCUCUUCUCAUUCUGGGUACUCCUCUGUGAACAUUUACUCUCCGGCCUUUCCCAACAGCCACACACACUGUCCUGAGUUGCAGUUGAAAUGUACCUCUACUCAGUCUGUCCAAAGCAAGCAAUCUACCUUUUGAGUCCAAUUUCAAUUUUAUAGAUAUUUAUUGAGCACUUACUAUGUAUCAUUUGAAAUUGCUCCUCCUCUUGUGUUUUCUUUACCAAGGAGUGGCACCAUCGUCCACACAGAAACCUGGGAGUCCUCCCUGGCUCCUCCAUCUCUCACUCCCCUCCCUCUCGGAAACAGUUAUCCUAUUGCUUUGACCUCUGCAGUCUGACCACUUUUUAAAGACCUUAUCUUUCACCCGACUAUUAUUUGAACUGCCAAUCUGAUCCCAUCAUCCUCCUGAUUCACACCCUUCAGUGGCUCCCCAUCACCUUCAGAAUAAAGUGAGUUCUUGAAUAUUCCUUCAACAUCUUUAACAUAACCUUUCACUAUCUGGCUUCUGCCCAUUUUUGUAGCCUCGCCGCUUGCCACUUUCCCUCAUUCUACUAUUGAAUUACACUGAGCUGUGUGCUGUCAUUCUCAUCUUUACUCUCCCGCAAAAUCCAGCAAGGGAACCCUGUUUCAGGCCCAGGUGCUUCUCUUCCUUGCUCCCAAAGCACCACCUAUACACCGCAGUACUAACUGUGCUGACUGUGAUUGUUUGCCAUUACUCUCCCCAUGCCACACUAGACUGCGGCUCCUCUGCUGUUUUGUUAAUUUAUUAAUUUCUGUAUUUCCCACACCACAUACCAUGCCUGGCCCACAGUAGGCCCUCAUGAAGCAAGAGCAUCCCAGGAGAAGUGAGAAGUGUGAGGGGAUUAGCUAGGGAUGGGAGCCUGGUCAUCAGCCCAUUCAUUCAGUUACUGUCAUAUAACAACAUUUUGAGUGCCUAAUGUAUUCCAGGCCCUCUCCUAGGUCUUGUGAACACCAAGAUGACAAUCCUGAGGCCUUCCAAGGACUUCAGAGCUUGGGGAGAUACAAACAUGAAUGAUGUAAAUGUAGUGAUUGUUAUACAUACGUUAUUUUGAGAGGAAAGACAGAAGGGACACAACCUAACCUGCAGGAGGAGAAGUGGGGGGAUGUUUAACGCAGUGUUCUUGGAAAAGGUAAAUAGUGGGAUGGGAAACAGAAAUGGUGAGUGGCAGGAGAGCUCAGUGGUUAUGGUUUGGCUUCUCAGUUCCUUCAUCUAUUAAAUGGGAUAAUGAGAGCCCCUAUUGGGCUGCUGUGAGGGUUAAGUUACAUAUGUGUCUAGCACAGUGCCUGGAGCAGAGCUUGUUUCAUUCAUCCAGUUACUCAACAAAUAUUUCCUGAGCUUGGAGUUUCGGCCAGGCACUGUUUUAAGAACUGGGGAUACAGUGGCACAUAAAAAAGACAAGAUCCCUGCUUUUGUGGAUUAUGUAGGGGGAGACCAGCCAUAAACGAGUAUACCUAUGAGACAGAUAAAAACAUGCAAACAUAUGAACUAGAAGGGCUUUCUGGUUAUGGGCUCUGAAGGAAAAAAAGGAGUAAGGAUACAGAUGAUGACAGGGCAGGGGAAUACUUUAGAUGAGGAAGUUGGGGAUUUAAAAUGGGAGCAGAUGGGUCAUGAUCUCGGGGUCCUGGGAACCGCUCACGGUAGGUCUCCACACUCAGUGGGGAGUCUGCUUCUCCCC